Molecule: messenger RNA, 3744 nt
Organism: Marchantia polymorpha subsp. ruderalis
Lineage: Eukaryota; Viridiplantae; Streptophyta; Marchantiopsida; Marchantiales; Marchantiaceae
Source: the annotation of a GenBank genome assembly
UCUUCUCGUUGAAACGAAACCCAGGAGCUCCAAGGGGCUCUCCGGAGGAGAGCAGGGGAGACGAGAGGAGGAGGAGGAGGAGCCAGAGGAGGAGCAGCAGCAAUCCAAUCCCUCCCUGGGGAGGAGGAGCAAGGAGCAAGGAGGACGCAGAGCCGCAGAGACUGUGCCCUGUGCACCGAGACGAUUUCGUCGGCCUUUUUAACGACGGUCGUUGGCGGAGAGUGUGUGGUGGGCGGGGUAUUGACCGACUUGCCGUGGGUGGGUGUUGGGUGUGGGGCAAUUCCGGUCGAGGGAAUUGGAGGGCGUGGAAUCGAUCGCCUUUGUGGAGGAGACGUCGAGUGAAUUGGGUGGUGGUAGAAUCCUCUUCGGGGGGUUGUGUUUGCGGAGGUGGAGGUUUUUUUCCCGUGCGUUUUUAGACUGCGGUGCUGUCGGUGGUGUCAGUGUGCUGCUCCUGUGCAACACGGCCGACUCAAGGGAUUGGUGUUAUCGAAAGCUGGAGGAGGAGGUUACCUUCUGGAUUUGGGAUCUUCCAGUUUUGUUUUGGGAGGUCGUUUGCCGUUCCUAGGUCCUCGCUCGCUGUUCGAGGUUUCCCUUAUCACUCUGUGAUUUUUGUCCAGGCCAUUCUCUGGAGGUUCAGUGCUGGAUUUUCCCUCCUUUUUCGAAUUCUAUUUCUCAUAUCGAGCAGUCCUGGCAGUCCGUGCUUCCCAGCAAGUUUUGACUGAGCUUCCGUUGCUAUUCCUAACUUCCUCUCCGGUAUAUUCCCUCUCUGACAGCUCUCUCGAGCAAUCUCAACUGCACUAGAGCGUACUACGCGUCUCUGGGGUAAACCAAUCACCUCAAUUUCUCGUUACUUAAGACGUCCUCUACAGCGUCUUCAAAAUGGUUUAUUUGUUGUAAUUCUCCAGUGGUUCUUCGUCGUUUUUGCUACCUGUAUUCAACUUCUAGGCAAACUUUGCCGCAAAUUGUUAGACAUGGCCACAAAAUGUGUUUUCUCGUUUUGUCACAUCAACGCAAGCCCGACGUCUUGCGUUUUAAGGGUGCGGGAGUUGAUGUCCGUGGCUUCAACUCCUGGCACCGAUAGUCGGCGUGCUGGACGAAGAGGAGGCUGCCGCAGCUUUUCCUUGAGGGUAGCGUGCAAUGAUGUGAAAAGGAAGGCCUGCUACCCCUCGCCUUGGGCGUCAUGGAAGGAAAAUUGCAAGCCGGAACUGCCGAAGGCUUCCAGUUUUGUACCCGGGGUGCUGAGUUCGGAGUUUGCUUCGUCCAAAUUUUCUGUCCCUGGUACGCAAGAUUUUCGGGGCAAGACAGUGAAGUGCAGUCCCCUUCUCUCUCGAGUUCGGGCUGAAACCUCACAACGGAAGCAGACAUUCUCUUCUGGUUCUGCACAGUUAUUCGACUCUGCACCCUUUUCUAGAUCCCGCCAAAACCAGAUGGCCGGGCAUUUCAGGUUACCCUUCGUUCCAUCGAUGAAGUGGCUACCCUGUAACGAGUACAUGGGUUCAACUUUUGGGAGUCUUCUUGUUAGCAAUGCCGUGAGGGAUGGUUCGAAUGCUAGCCAUCCUAACACUGAAGAACCGACCUCCGUCUCACCCGGAGAUGGCGAUGGUGGAGGUGGAGGUGGUGGAGAUGAGAUAGGCCCCAGCGCUAAAUUUCAAGUGAAGGAAGAUGAUGCCGGAGAAGAUGCUACAGCUGAGAACAACAAAGUGAGCUGGUUACCCGAUUGGGUUAAUAUGACGUCAGAUGACGGGAAGACUAUAAUUGCUGCGUUCGCGGCAUCACUGUUGUUUCGUUGGUUCAUCGCGGAACCUAGAUACAUUCCUUCUCUAUCUAUGUAUCCAACGUUCGAGAUCGGAGACCGAAUUAUUGCCGAGAAGGUAUCGUAUUACUUUCGAAAGCCCGGUGUAAAUGACAUUGUUAUAUUUAAGGCGCCUCCAAGCCUCCAGCAAAAAGGAUACAGUGCCGGAGAGGUCUUCAUCAAGAGGAUCGUUGCAAGAGGCGGGGAUCGAGUUGAGGUUCACGACGGUAAACUUGUUGUCAACGGGACUCCAGUCGAUGAAGACUUUAUUGCCGAAGAACCUGCCUACGAGUUGAAUCCUUACAUCGUGCCUCAGGGCCAUGUAUUUGUCAUGGGUGACAAUCGUAAUAACAGCUAUGACUCGCAUAUCUGGGGUUCACUUCCUUUGGAAAACAUUCUAGGCCGGUCUGUGGUUAGAUAUUGGCCUCCAUCUCGACUUGGGAGCACAGUGCUCGAUCUAAGCAGUCAGUCGUCGUCUUCGGCACCUCUAUUGCAGGCACCUGCUUUGAGUACUUUCAAGCCGUGAAGGGGAUUAUGAAUGUUAUCAUUUGUGGUCGUUGAGUCAAUCAUCGAAAACCGUAACUCUCCAUGUAGAGAGCCCAGGAUACUCGCUGAGCUGAAGGGCGAGGGUCCUCCAAGAUGUGACUAGCGCACAUCUCUGUAACUGCGCAGUUUGCGCGGUCAUACCGAAGCUUGAGUUGAAAGCAUGGAGUCGAACAAAGCGUAUGGCGUAUGGAUCAUCACAUGUCCAUAGUUUCAUUGGAUAGCAGAGCAACCUGUAUGCAGCUGCCCCGCAUCUCUGGACUGAACCAAGAGGCGAGGAGUCAAUCUGUCCUGCAACUAGUAACCACCCUGGCCCGUGAAGGUUGUUCCGAAUGUUAUAUUGAGAUUCUUCACCUAGAUGUCAUUGAAGUUCUUCCAAGUGUUUUAUUUCGAGGAAGAAAGGAAGGUUGAAUAGUAGCUAGUACCUGAUGCCACAGACACAAUAGCAGGGGCACAUCCUUAUUCACAGAGCAUGACUGACAUGUAACUGCUGCUCCCACUUCCGGGCUCUGUCCAGACAUCACAUCGAUCCCCCUAGUGGCGAUGUCGGUGAUCUUAGAGUGGGAGUGAAAGCACGUUUAGAUCAUAGCCCCGAUCCUGUGCAGCUGUGGCAAGCGUCCCGAGCAUUGAAUACGUAAACUCGACUAUAUUCGAGUAAGGCUGCAAAGAUUUCGAACCAGCUGCCGCUGGUGGAAGGAAAGUCGGAGUUGAUGGUUAAGAGGACAGGGCACAAUGCUGUAAGAGAAUUUCAGGUUGACCGUCUUCUGAGAGGAGGCCGGUAGCUAAUGGAGGAGCAUUCAGCGCCUGCUCGAAGAUCAUAGUUCGGCACAAGAAAACAUUUACUCUAUUGGAGUUUUUGUUGGUUACAAGUUUACUCCAGAACACGAUGGGAAUUUCAUCGGCCCAGUGAAAGGUUAUCAUCGUUUUUAGAAUUCUAGGACUGAUGAUGAAGAUGUUCUUAAAGUCGGUGAGGCCUGAAGGAAGAUUGUCGAUCAGGAAAAGUCUGGAGAUGGUAACGACCAAAUUUUAUUUACUUGAAAACCUGCACCUCGGCGGACUCGUAAUUUUUAUUCAAAGCUGCAAGAUAAACCAUGUAUGCCCGAGAAUCUGUCUGUCAAGUGAGAAAUGCUCCAUCUCGGGUCUUGGAUUGUGUCUUAAAGAUUCAUCUGUCCUCGCUUGAACCAGUCUGAGUGGAGUGAAGCGUGCAGUGUCCAAAUUUUGAACACAUGGUGUACAUCUUCUCCAGUUUAGACACAUGUUUUUCUUUUUUGUUCAUCUGCACUGUAGGCAAAAUUAUGUUGCUCAUCAAGUCCAUUCGAGCUCGGAAACGUCGAUGUACACAUGCUAUUAGUGUGAGGAGAAAAAGAUGAAUGAAAUGGUACGCAAGAUGGGUGAAAAUUUGUACUGUU